AUGGAUCCGGGCGAAGGUACCUCAGAUGGUCGUGUAAAGCAUAAACCAAACAACAUCGAAGUGGAAAUCAAACAAGAGCAAAACAUCAAGGAAGAACCAUCGGAUGGCAAUGAAUUUGCUUUGGUGACACGUUUGAAUGAUGGAUUUGGAGCAGAUACAACAACUGCGACAUCAUACAUCGAAUUGAUGGAAGAUUCUGAAUCGGAUUUUGAUCUCGACAUUGAUUUGAAUGAUGUGAAAGGGGAAGUGAAGUGUGAAGGAGAGAAAGCAAAACAAAGAAAAGAUUCUUCAGCAAAUUCGGGCUCGAAUGGUAAUGAGCCAAAUGCCCAUGUUGGUGAACCAAUGGUCGAACCGAACAUCAGUCGCAUGAGACUCAAUUCUAGAAGCGCAGGGAAGAGAAGCGAUGGAUCAAAAAAGCAGAACAAACAGAAGAUUCCAAGGAAUAAGGCGGCGAAGAAACGAACGGAGCACAAGUGUCAUGUUUGCGGUUAUGUUACAUCACAGAAAUGGCGUCUCAUCAGACACAUUCGUAUUCACACAGGCGAAAGGCCAUACAAAUGUGAUGAAUGUUCCAAAAGUUUCACACAAAAAACUGACUUGAUUCGGCACAAGAUAAUCCACAGCGGAGAAAAGCAAUUCGAAUGUUCCGUUUGUUUCAAAUCAUUUGCACUGAAACACCAUUUGAAUGUUCACUUGCGAACUCACACCUAUCAUCUUUCACAUUCAUGUUUGCAAUGUGGUCAACGGUUUGCCGAAGAAAAGGCCAGACGAUCUCAUGAAAAGCGUUGCGAUCAACGUCGAUAUGAAUGUUAUCUCUGCGACUACAAAGAUCUCCACAAAAACAAUCUGAAACGGCACAUGCAAGCAAAACACACCGGUGAACACCAAUUUCAAUGUGAAAUAUGCGGAAAGAAAUGCAUCCAUAGAGGUGAUCUCAAUCAACAUUUGGCCACCCAUCGCGAUCAAUUCCCAUUUCGAUGCAGCAAGUUUCGCCGGGCAUGCGCAAGAGAAAAGGAUAAAACAGCACAUGAAAAGAUCUGCGGCCAUCGUCAGCAUCAAUGUUACAUUUGCAAAGUUUUCAAACAGUACACAGGCCAUUUACGAAUUCACAUGCGUGUCCAUCACACAGGACACAAGCCUUUCCAUUGCAAGAAGUGUGCCAAGUGUUUCAUUCGAAAGGACGGAGCCGAAAAGCACAUGAGACGUAUUCACCGUUUGAAAAAGUAA
Molecule: messenger RNA, 1227 nt
Organism: Sitodiplosis mosellana (orange wheat blossom midge)
Lineage: Eukaryota; Metazoa; Arthropoda; Insecta; Diptera; Cecidomyiidae
Product: zinc finger protein with KRAB and SCAN domains 8-like
Exons: 1
Coding region: 1-1227 (408 amino acids)
Source: RefSeq, a predicted model, not a curated record